Pieris macdunnoughi is the source of this 300-nucleotide messenger RNA. The record is from the annotation of a GenBank genome assembly. NCBI's taxonomy places the organism in Eukaryota, Metazoa, Arthropoda, Insecta, Lepidoptera, Pieridae.
AUGACGAACAACUCUCAGACUCUAGUCGACAUAUUCAAUGAGAUACUCGCUGCGUCUGGGAACUCAUCGGACAUAACUAUCAAUCAGACAAAAAUAUUAUCUGCACUAAAGGAACAAGCGUCUAAAGAUAGUAUAAAAGAAAAUAUUGGCUCUGUGUUGGCCAAAGUCGUGAAUGAUGCUAAAUUUAAUCUGCCGAAGAAGCCGGAGUCCUGUGGAUACUGUGAUGGUGACUUCAGAGAUGUUUUGGAAGCUUACAAUGGCAUUCAUGGAUACGUCAGCUUAAUAGUGAGUAAUAUUUAA